AUGCCGGUUCCUGAAGAUAUUACUCUGGAGUCACGUGAUAAUCCUCUUAUUCGGGAUGAGAGGAAUUACAAUCGCGAAACUCUUAGAGUUAGAAACGAGCAGAUGUUAGCCACUGUAACCAGCGAACAGAGAAGUGUUUAUGAUGAGAUCCUAGAAGCAGUAAAUAAGAACAAAGGAGGUAUGUUCUUUGUUUGUGGUUCUGGAGGUACUGGUAAAAAUUAUUUGUGGAGUCUAUUAGGCUCUGCUCUACGUUCCCAAGGUGAUGUUGUUCUUAAGGUUGCAUCGAGCGGGAUUGCUGCGUUGUUAUUAGAAGGAGGACGAACUGCGCAUUCAAGAUUUGCAAUCCCUAUCGUGGUUAAUAAGUUUACCUUCUGUUCAAUCAAGAAGGAGUCGAAUCUUGCCGACCUGAUAAGGAUUGCUAAACUCAUUAUAUGGGAUGAGGCGUUGAUGAUGAGUAAAGACUGUUUCGAGACUCUAGAUAGAACGAUGCGUGAUAUAUUAGAAGUUGAUAAGCCCUUUGGUGACAAGGUCAUUGUUUUAGGAGGGGAUUUCAGGAAAAUAUUGCCAGUGAUUCCAAAUGCCGGGAAGACAGAGAUAUUUAUGGCCACUUUGAAUUUGUCACCUCUGUGGUACAAAUGUAGAGUGUUGAGACUUACACAGAACAUGCGACUUAUAGCUGGAGAUAAUAGCCGUGCGAUGCUUGAACGAGCUGCCUUUACAAAGUGGAUCUUAGACAUUGGUGAUGGAACGAUAAAUGACGAUGGAAGUGGUGAAGCCGUGAUUGAUAUUCCUGAUGAUCUGUUGAUUAAAGACUGUAAAGAUCCUAUAAAAACGAUCGUCAAGGAAAUUUAUGGGAGUUCGUUUUCGAAAGAGACUGAUCCUAAAUUUUUCAAAGACCGUGCCAUACUGAGUCCAGAAACGAUGAUGUAG
Eutrema salsugineum is the source of this 930-nucleotide messenger RNA. RefSeq names its product ATP-dependent DNA helicase RRM3-like. Gene Ontology annotation, molecular function: DNA helicase activity. The record is from RefSeq and is a predicted model, not a curated record. Lineage: Eukaryota; Viridiplantae; Streptophyta; Magnoliopsida; Brassicales; Brassicaceae. The transcript has a single exon. Gene Ontology annotation, biological process: DNA repair; telomere maintenance. The coding region runs from base 1 to 930 and encodes 309 amino acids.